GAUCGUGUUUGCGGUCGCUGCCCGAGGAGGAAUUCGGAGGAAGCGCGAGGCCCGGCGCUCGCGCCGCGCCCGGGAGCCCAGGAGGCAGGCCGGCGGCGGUGGCGGGAUGAGGCAGGCGACGCGGCGCCUGUGAGCAGCGCGCGGCGGCGGCGGCGGCGGCGGCGGCGGCGGGGACCUCAGCGCGGGCCGGAGCCGAGCGGCCGGGGGCUCCCCUCCCCCGCUGCCGGGCGGUGAUUUGCCGGGCCUGCUGCGCCCCCCGCCCACCCCUCGCUUCAGCCGCCGUCUCGCCGUUUCCCCUCGUCGGAGCGGCCGCUCGUCCGCCCGCCCGCCCGGCUCGAGGCCCGCGGGGAGAGCGGCGCAGUCCGUCGGCCCGCGGGGGGGCGGCCUCCCGGCAUCUUCGCUGCGCCCAAGGACGACCAGGAAGGGGAGCGGCCGGGAUGGCGCGUCCGCGGCCGCGCGAGUACAAGGCGGGCGACCUGGUCUUCGCCAAAAUGAAGGGCUACCCGCACUGGCCGGCCCGGAUUGACGAACUCCCAGAGGGAGCUGUGAAACCUCCAGCAAAUAAGUAUCCUAUCUUCUUUUUUGGCACCCAUGAAACUGCAUUUCUAGGUCCCAAAGACCUUUUCCCUUAUAAGGAAUACAAAGACAAGUUUGGGAAGUCAAACAAACGGAAAGGAUUUAAUGAAGGAUUAUGGGAAAUAGAAAAUAACCCAGGAGUAAAGUUUACUGGAUACCAGGCAAUUCAGCAACAGAGCUCUUCAGAAACUGAAGGAGAAGGCGGAAAUACUGCAGAUGCAAGCAGUGAGGAAGAAGGUGAUAGAGUAGAAGAAGAUGGAAAAGGCAAAAGAAAGAAUGAAAAAGCAGGCUCAAAACGGAAAAAGUCAUAUACUUCAAAGAAAUCCUCUAAACAGUCCCGGAAAUCUCCAGGAGAUGAGGAUGACAAGGACUGCAAAGAAGAGGAAAACAAAAGCAGCUCUGAGGGUGGAGAUGCCGGCAAUGACACAAGAAACACAACUUCAGACUUGCAAAAAACCAGUGAAGGGACCUAACUACCAUAAUGAAUGCUGCAUAUUAAGAAAACCACAAGAAGAUUAUACGUUUGGUUGUCUAAUAUUCUUGGAUUUGAUAUGAACCAACACAUAGUCCUUGUUGUCAUUGACAGAACCCCAGUUUGUAUGUACAUUAUUCACAUUCCUCUCUGUUGUGUUUGGGGGAGAAAAAGACAUUUUAGCCUUUUUUAAGGUUAUUGAUUUAAUUUCAUGUUAUUUGGUUGCAUGAAGUUGCCCUUAACCACUAAGGAUUAUCAAGAUUUUUGCACAAGCUCAUACAUGUCUAGGAUCCUUUAUCAAGGCAGUUAUGUUCAUCACUCUUCUGCCUUUACUUCACCAUCACCAAAUACUCAGUUAAAUAUAAAUUAGCAUUUUAAAAAAUGACCACUCAACAUAAUGCUUAAGGGAUUUCCUCUCUGUGACAGAACCCAGGAACCAGUUCCUAGAUGCAUAAUGUUGGCAUAUUGAAGAUGAACUUAAAAUUGUCCUUCAGUUUUGAGGCCAUGUGUAAAGUUUAAUCAUAUUGUAAAAUAUCUAUUCCGUAUUAGAAAUAGCUAGUUGACAGCUUAUACUUCUCAAAACUCAUGUUGUUAUGUACACAAACUCAGUUUCUAUAUGUGAAGUUAGUGAGUCUUUUUGUGUUACUCCAAAAUAAAGGCAAUGAUUUAUUUUUUCCCAAUGCCAAUACAAUUUGAGCUAAUCACUUAAGCUGGAUACUUUACAUUUCAAUGCUGGAAUCAGCAGUAGCCCUAUGGGAAGUAAGACAAAGCAUUGACUUUUAAAUAUAGACUUUUAAAACAAACUGUUGUUUUCUUUUGGAACUAUAAUUAGAAUAUACUCAUCCACAAACCAUUAUUAUGUGUACAUUACUGUUGCAAUUGUGAUAAUAGAGAAUUUUAUUUAUUUUUAUGCCAGCUUAUAUUGUGAAAACACAUUUAGUCAAUUUGAGUUUUAUCAAUCCUGUUAUGCUUGUCCUUGGAACAUCUUUCGCGUAUUCAAGGUUUGUAGUUGAAAAGUUUACUGUAAAAAAAAAAAAAAUCAAAAACAAAAAAAUGUAUUGUUUUUACAGAAUAAAUUUAUUGGAAUGUGUACUGGGAGUAAGAUUUGAGGUUGUAAACAAUUAAGAUAGUGUAAUUUGGCUUCAUAUAUGUAAUGUGAGGUAUUAAUGUAAUUCAUAUAUUAAAGCAAAGAUUGUUAACAGCAAAUUGACAGUAGACUCAAAUGCAGGUGAGGGUUUUCUUUUUUCUUUCCUUUUUUUUUUUAAAAAAACACUGUGGAUUUUAGGUUUUUUGUAAACACAGGGGGGAAGAAGAAGAAUUGGCUGUGUGAUUGCUUACACAUCUAAUAUACUUACCAGCUCAGUGGACCCUAAAUUCACACACUUGACAUUAUCCAUACAUUGAUUUGGACCCCAUUUUCUUUGAGUGUUCUUAUUUUGGGUGAAGAGCUAGUAAAUAACAUGAAGAAAAAAUGUGAGUAACUCUAAAAGCUGACUGAGGGCCAUAAAUGAUGGUGGCAGUGGUGGUGGUGAUGGUGAUGAUGGCAGCUGAGGGUAUGAGAGCACCAGGCCACUUACCACUCUAGGGCACUGAGGAGGCAGCUAUAUUUUUGGUUUGUUUCUCUCAUUUAUCAGAUAUUAAUUUUCCUCUAUUAUACUCACACUUCCAAAUAUGAAAAGUUCAUUAAGAGAUAGCAAGAAUGCCAGUCUGGUUCUUUUUCCUUAAGAGGUACUUUUUAAUUUUGAAUAUUUUAAAUUAAAAUUAAUGAAAUUUAAUUAAUUAAUCAAACGUCCUCUUCAUUGCUCACAUUAAAACAUAAGGAGAAUGUAGAUGACAUUUUGAAUUGGAACAUAUAACUGAUAGAUUUUUAAAAUAAAAAGCUUAAAGACUACAGAACUUUUUCUGAAAAAAAUAUACAAAAUGUUUCAAAUUUAAUAAGAUUUGUCUUCAUAAAAGGCCAAAAAUAAUUUAUUAAAAAUACACACAAAUACAGUAGAAAUAUUUCCAGUCACCAAUAAAAGGACUAUUCAUUAAGGGUAAUGAUAAAGUUAUAGAUCCCACCUUAGCUCUUUAGACUCACAAAAAAAUUUUAGUAAAAGCAAUUUUUGAAACAACAGUAAAUAGUAUACUUUCUUUGGGAAAACAUUUUUCAAACAACAUUUUAAAAUAUUCUGAUGAUUUGUCUUUUAUAUUGAGGUUGAUAAUGAAGCAUAUAUAUCUUUAUGCAAAAAGUAUUUCUCCAGUAUGUAUUUGCUAUUUUGAAAUUUUUAAUAUACGUAGACCAUAUUCACUUUUGAAUAGUUUCCUUUUCAUGCUCACUAUUGCAGGAGCUAAAUUGUAAUUUUUCACUCGUAUAUUUAAUAUGUGCAAACAGAAUAUUGAGAUAGAUGGUCAAGUUUAUUCACAAAUAACUGAAUAUAUUUCUUUAAAUAGACUUUCUAAACAACUUCAGUUUUCCUUCAAGUAAAGAAAAUUUACCUGCAUCAUACCUAUGAUAGCUCACACAUACAGGGCAGAGCAAGAAUUUAUGUAUCUUUAAAGGUUCCUGUAUAGGAAGAGAGUGGAAUGGGACCAAAUAUCAGGACCAGAAUAACAAAAGUCAGUAAUCUAGAGAAGAAGACCAUAAAAUAAUGUUUUUAUUCAACUUUUUCAUCUGCCUUUGUUUUUAUGAAGAACUCUGGUUUGUAGAUACAGCGAUAGGCCAGGAGCUGAGGAAGAACUCCAUAUGCUAUAUUUAAUGCUAAAAAAAGGAUUUUCGCUUCUUCGGGGACUCUGUAGACAUAAGCAGUUCUAGCAUGAAGAGAAGCACCGAUGUGAGAAAACUGAGCCUGUUGCAUUUAAAAAAAAAAAAAAAGGGUAAGCAUGAAUUUUGUGUUCAGUCGGAUGCACGGUGAGUUCUGAAUGACUCAUUCAGACCAUGUCCCUGUGCCCUCAAAACCAAUACUUUAAAACAAUCCACAGUCUUCAAUAUUUUAUUGAACUUAGUGACAUAACCAUUCAAAUAAAGGAAACUUUCAGCAUGUCUUUAUCAGGCUAGCUGAUUUUAAAGUCCCCCUUACCAAACAUUAGUGGCUUAAUUUAACAGAAAAAUAUGAAUAAAAUCUGUUUUUUUUUUUUUUUUCGGAUUUGCUUUCUGGAUAUACUCUAUUAUAGGGCUUCAGUUUGUGGUUCACAAAAUGUGUCUCAAUAAAAAUGAAGCAAAUACAGAGUUUAGACAGAUAAAAUAUUUUUAUUUUUAGCCUGACUAUUUAAAGAGAAGCACUGAGGACCUCAGCUUCUUUAUCAGUCCUUUGCCUACUCCUUGGAGCAAGAACCCAAAGCCCUUUAUUAUGCAUUUUGUUUGUUUAUUUAUUCAUGUAUUUGUGUUUUAUGCAACUUAAAAAAUGCUAAGGUUUGUUUUAUAUAAGAUAAGGCGGGGGUAGGAAUUGGUUGCUUUUUAUAAAAUGGCAAAUGUACAUGCAGGCAACCUUUUUAAAUCAAAUUAUUAUUUAUUUAGAAGUACGGCUUGUCAACAUAAUCUGAGUUUCCCAAACAGAAAGGCAAGAGCUUCCCAUUUGUACUUAGAUACUUGUUCAGAACAUACAUUCAGAAUGUGGCAGUUGGUCUUUUUUUGCUGCUUUUCAUAAGCACAGGGGAAAACUGUAUUAGAAAAGGCUUUUGUGACAGUAUUUCCUCAGGAUCCUUGUAUUAUUACAAAAUGCAACCCUGGAUUUCAUAUCUUACUGAAAUUCAAGAUAUACAUAAAUAAAGGACUGGGAAUCUAAAUGUAGUUAUGUGGUGACUUAUUAGUUCAUCAGGAUCAAAGUGAAGAGACAGAAAGAUCCUAUAAUCUAAAAAAGGCACAGAAGUAACAAGAAUGAAAAACUAAAUAACUUGCUUUUAAAUACAUAGAAGUUAUCUUACAUUUCCUUCCAUAUGAAAUCAGUUUAUCUUGCUAAGUGGUUAACAGAUAAGUGUUACUUAGCAUUUGACUUUACUGUGGUAAGAAAAGGACACGUUUUCAUAAGCAGUAUGUGUAUGGAUUGUAUCAGUGAAAGACAUUUUAGCAAGUUACAUUUUUACAAAUUACUGAUACUUUCUGGGGAUGUCUGGUAGUUUUGCUGCUCUCUGGAGACAGAAAUUAAAUUAGCAUGGUGCAUUGCCAAGGACCAAUGCCAACGCAGGAAAUGGUCUGCACUGUGAUCCGUGAGGCGCUGAAAGGGCUCUACCCUCAAACACACCUCCCCCAGGGCAGAUGCCCAAACCGAACCCAGCAAAUGUUAAGCAUUUCAUCUCUGGGCUAUGAAGACAAAAGACCUUGAGAGUAAAGGGCUUUUGAGAGAGGCUGCCCUGGGGAGCUGUUCUUAGGGACAUUCUAGGAACACUGAACAGGAACUUGGCCCCCAACACUGUUUUUUCCUAUGGUCUAUUUUGAAUAACAGUAUUUUUCUGAAUAAGUAAUCAAACUGUUUCUUCUGGACUAGAGGCCAGAUCUGAACCCUGAUUUUCAGAAAUGUGCAUUUGGUGUCUCUAUAGACACUUGUACCACAUCUCAAAAAUCACCAAGUUUGGGGAAAUGCAACCGUAGUUUAAGAGAAUGAUGUGAGCAGUCAUGCUUACUUACAUAGGGAAUCUGCUUUAAAAAUCUGAUUUCGUAGGCUCUUUUCCUGCACUAACCAGUGCAGUUAAUACCUCAUUUUCAGAAACGGCAAACUCAUGGCAACAUUUUAAAAAUGAUCAUGUCCUUAUAUUUUAGAUUGUAAGCCCACUGGGCAGGUACUGUGUCUAAUGUUUUGUGUGACACAUAUCGCAUUGUUAGAGCUCAAUAAACGUUCAACAGUAAUGGUCUUGUGACUGUCAAAAUUCAAAAA
Molecule: messenger RNA, 5898 nt
Organism: Sus scrofa (pig)
Lineage: Eukaryota; Metazoa; Chordata; Mammalia; Artiodactyla; Suidae
Gene: HDGFL3
Product: HDGF like 3
Source: RefSeq, a predicted model, not a curated record